AUGGAGAGCUUCAAUGCAUCAAGCAGCUCCAGCUCGGUCGAUGACAAGCAAGCGGUAUUUAUUCUCACGGUGGUUAGAGCAGUAUUUGUGACCUUAGUGGCUCUUACUGGAAUCGUAGGAAAUAUCAUCAACAUCAUCGUCAUCCCAAGAGUUCCCGACACGGCUAUGGGUGCUGCAAGCAAGGUCGUCCUUACAGCCCUCUCAAUAGCCGAUCUUAUCGCCGCCGCCAUGCUCCUGAACGGUCCCUUGUCGUUAUUUACUUACGAGUGGCUCUCCAGGGCCGGUAACAUAUACUGCGACAUCACAGGCUUCCUUACGACUCUGGCUCCAGCGACGAGCGCUUCUUUUAUUCUCCUAAUCAACCUGGAUCGCUACAUACAGAUCACCCGACCUUUGACCUAUCAAGUUCUUGUCACAAAAAAGAGAGCCAUUGUCGCAGUCGUAACAGCAGCGUUCUAUAUAUUAACCUUCCUAUCGUUCUUCGUAGGAAUUUCCGAUGAAUCAGUUGACCCUAUCGCUUAUCACUAUGGGUUUUCGUUGUGCCUCGUCUCCUUCUCUGCCCCUGCAUUUUUACUGAGCACUAUCGGAAGCUUCACAGUAAGCGUCUGGCUGGUUGCCGUUCUGCUCCUGGCCAUAUACGCCAGGAUCUUCCAAAUUGCACUCCGCCAUUCGAAAAAGAUUUCUGCGCAGAUGAAUAGCACCGCCCGCCUGAGAGACACAAACGCGACGCAAGGCCACGACGCCGUUGACGGUCAGGACCACGGAAUCGCAAUCGUGGUAGACGUAUUCCACCAGUUAGAUGCCGACAACUUGAACAGUACGGCGCACCGAAAACGGGACCGGGUCCGUAGAGCCAAACGCGAUUAUGACGGGAUUCAGCGAAACAUCCGCAGUCUGCGUAUACCCCUCGUCAUAACCGGAUGUUUCCUUGUGUCUUGGCUGCCUCUUACGGUAAUGUUUACCUUCGCGUCCGCAACCGGAGCCACCUUUGGUAAUAUAACGUGGUGGAUAACGGCCGUCAUGUCGGCCUCCAACUGCAGCAUCAAUAUGUUUGUGUAUGCCUUUGGAAGAAGUGAAUUCAGAAAAGCUUUCCGUAAAAUUUUCUGCAGGACAUCCGUUAAAUAA
Messenger RNA from Strongylocentrotus purpuratus (purple sea urchin), 1125 nucleotides. Its product is annotated as alpha-1A adrenergic receptor-like. The transcript has a single exon. The record is from RefSeq and is a predicted model, not a curated record. Gene Ontology annotation, molecular function: G protein-coupled receptor activity. Bases 1 to 1125 code for a protein of 374 amino acids. NCBI's taxonomy places the organism in Eukaryota, Metazoa, Echinodermata, Echinoidea, Camarodonta, Strongylocentrotidae. Gene Ontology annotation, biological process: G protein-coupled receptor signaling pathway. Gene Ontology annotation, cellular component: membrane.